Molecule: messenger RNA, 1486 nt
Organism: Lineus longissimus
Lineage: Eukaryota; Metazoa; Nemertea; Pilidiophora; Heteronemertea; Lineidae
Product: nitric oxide synthase-interacting protein-like
Exons: 7
Coding region: 82-963 (293 amino acids)
Cellular component (GO): nucleus
Molecular function (GO): ubiquitin protein ligase activity
Source: RefSeq, a predicted model, not a curated record
CCUACAUAAAAACUACGCCACCUAGCGGUUUAAAUAUUUAUUUACAUUUUUCGUCCAACAUCUCUCUCAAAAACACGUAAAAUGACCCGGCACGCAAAGAAUUCCACUGCAGGGACAGUGUACACAUAUCAUGAAAGACAGAAAGACACUAAGACUUCAGGUUAUGGGUCGUUAAAAAUACGAAUGGGAAAGGAUUCGGUCAAGGAAUUCGAUUGUUGUUGCCUGACAUUACAACCUUGCAGGAAUCCAGUAGUGACACUGGACGGUUACCUGUUUGACAAGGAAGCCAUCCUUGAGUACAUCGUUCACCAGAAGAGGCAAAUCACCAAGAAGCAGAAGGAGUUUGCAAAGCAGAAAACAAAAUUGGAUCAAGAGCAAGCUGAGCUGACACGGGCUGAACAUGAAGGAAAAGUAAAGAGUUUCAUUGCAAAAGAGAGCAGUAUAAUGAGUAAACCGUUGGACCCUUUCAAAAAGGAUGCUGCAAAGCCAGGUUCAAGCAUUUGUAACAUGAAGGAGGGAAAAGAUAAAGACCUGCCCAGUUUCUGGGUGCCAAGUCUGACGCCACAGUCAAAACCAACACUUGUUAAAAAGCCUGAUGAAAGAGUGCGAUGCCCAAUGAGCGGGAAGCCACUCAAGAUGAAGGAUCUCAUCAAUGUGAAGUUUACACCGAUCAAGGAUGGUGAUACAAAGACGGCACUCAUCUCAAAACAUGACAGAUAUGUCUGCGCUGUUACGAAUGACGUCUUGGGAAACUCGGUGCCAUGCUGUGUUCUAAGAACAUCAGGAAAUGUUGUGACAAUGGAAUGCUAUGAGAAAAUCAUCAAAAAGGAUAUGCUGGAUCCUCUAAAUGGGGCGAAGAUGACCGAAAAAGAUGUGAUACCCCUUCAACGGGGUGCUACUGGUUUCUCUGGUUCUGGGUUGACUUUAGAGGCCAAGAAGGAUGGUCCGGGCCUACAGGGUUGAAGUUGAUACAACACACUUAUACUGACUUUAGAAGUCAAGGAGGAUGGUCCAGGCCUACUGAUGGUCUGGAAUACGAUUGCUCCAUCAUGUUAGGCAGAGAAAUAGGUUACUGCUGUCUUUAAUAAGUCCAGUCAAAGUAAUACUGUCUUCCUGUUAAAGACCAGUCCCAUAAGCAAGCCAUUCAGCUGCCACACUAUGUUGUUGGCGGAGAAUGGGAUUUUAGUUCUCUUAUUUAUCGCCAGAUGGCAUUGUGGUUGCUUUCACAAUGUGUGUUACGUUUCUGAGUCCUGUAAAUUUGGUGUCCUCAAACAAUCGCCAUGAUGAGUUGGUUAUGAGGCCUGGCAAUGUAGGUGUUGAGGCAAGGCUCAGCUUGACUUGGAUGAAAUCGAGACGAAAUUUUACUACCAGUUUUAAAGAGGUAAAUGAUGAAAUGAACCUCAUCAAACUGGUUUGUCUUGUAUAUUUACUGUAAAUUAUGUAAUUCUGUAAAUAGUUUUAUUCAAUAAAAGGCUAUAAAUGUGCA